CAUUCAACCACGGCCACCUUUCCAACGAUCCGUCCGCUCGAUUCUCUAGAACGGACACACACACGGCAGCGAGCAGCUUUAUAAAGCACAAGCUUGUCCAGUGUCCGCCAUGUGGCGAGACCGUACCAACCUCUACAUAUCAUACCGGCAAUCGUACGCCCACCACCCCGCCAAGAAACCGAAAUACUCCUCAGCCUCUGGAAAUGGCUACUCGGAUACGAUUGGCGGUGGCUCCGAAGAGCGCCGCGGGCUCAUGUCCAGCGGCGCAUUUGAGGACGAUGGCGACGCCGUCAUCGAAAUGGACCUGCUGCCCCCACGAUGGGCGGACGUAUCGGACGAAGUGACAGAAUACCUGGCGGAUAUUGCGAGCAAGAGUGCCAAGUUGGAGAAACUUCAUCAGAAGCAUGUAUUGCCAGGGUUCGAUGAUGAAGAUGUCAAGAGGAGAGAGGAAGGGGAGAUUGAGCGGCUGACGCAGGAUAUCACCAAGGGAUUUCACGAUUGUCAGAAAGCUAUUCAGAGGGUGGAAAUGAUGGUUCGAGAAUCAAAGAAAUCAGGGGGUAUUUCCAAGGGGGAAGAGACCAUGGCAAGGAAUAUCCAGAUCUCCUUAGCAGGACGGGUCCAGGAGGCUUCCGCAGGUUUUAGAAAGAAGCAGAGUGCCUAUCUAAAAAAACUCCGUGGGGUAUCAGGAAUGCAACCACAACUCGACCGCUCUACCGCACCCACAUAUACCAACUUCACCGAUCCCUCAAUGAUGGAAUCCGACGCCGACAAAUCCUACUCCCAAUCCACCCUCCAACAAACCUCCCAAAAACAGCUCACAUCUAAUGACGCUGCCAUCAUGCAACGCGAGCGCGAGAUCACCGAAAUAGCACAGGGCAUCAUCGAAUUAGCGGAUAUAUUCAAGGAGUUACAGACCAUGAUCAUUGAUCAAGGGACAAUGCUGGAUCGCAUUGAUUAUAAUGUGGAGAGGAUGGCGGUCGAUGUCAAGUCUGCAGACAAGGAGUUGAAGGUCGCUAGCGGAUACCAGAGGAAGGGAACGAAACGGAGAAUUAUAAUGCUGUUGAUUUUGCUAAUAGUGGGGAUGAUAAUCUUGUUGGUGAUCAAGCCAAAACGCCAUAGGAGUGAGGUAGAUAGUAAUAUACCACCACCGCCUUGAAUGGUUGACACGAC
Messenger RNA from Amorphotheca resinae ATCC 22711, 1170 nucleotides. RefSeq lists its product as hypothetical. Gene Ontology annotation, biological process: intracellular protein transport; vesicle-mediated transport; vesicle fusion. The record is from RefSeq and is a predicted model, not a curated record. Gene Ontology annotation, cellular component: membrane; endomembrane system; SNARE complex. Lineage: Eukaryota; Fungi; Ascomycota; Leotiomycetes; Helotiales; Amorphothecaceae. Gene Ontology annotation, molecular function: SNARE binding; SNAP receptor activity. The transcript has 3 exons. Bases 110 to 1156 code for a protein of 348 amino acids.